CACAAAUUUCACAAAAAUAACUGACACAAUGACUAUGUACUGAUCCAGGUUUUGAGAUACUUUUUGCUUUUCAGUGAGAUCACCAUGAAAGGUCCUCACGACUACAUCUCUGCUUCAGAGUGGCCCCUGAUGCUGUUCUACAUGGUGAUGUGUGUGGUGUAUGUGCUGCUGGCCGUGUCCUGGCUGUGUGUGUCGGCCUGGUUCUGGCGGGACCUCCUGCGGAUCCAGUUCUGGAUCGGGGGGGUGGUGUUCCUGGGGCUGGUGGAGAAGGCGGUGUACCUCGCCGAGUUCCAGAGUCUCCGUGACAACGGCCUGUCAGUCCAGGGGGCGCUGGUGUUUGCUGAGCUCUUGUCUGCGGUGAAGAGGACUUUGGCCCGGGUGCUCGUCCUCAUCGCGAGUCUGGGAUACGGAAUUGUCAAGCCCCGUUUGGGGGCGUUGCUCCACAGGGUUGUGGGCGUCGGCCUCCUCUACUUCCUCUUCUCCGUCGUCGAGGGAAUCCUGAGUGUCAACGCUGAGCGGGGGGCCAGUGCUGGCAGUAAGCUGAUGUGUGAUCUGGCCCUGGCCUUCAUCGACUCCUGUUUGGUCUGGUGGAUCCUGGUGAGUCUGUCUCAGACCAUGAAGCUCCUUCGCCUGCGGCGGAACGCGGUGAAGCUGUCUCUCUACCGCCACUUCACCAACACGCUGCUGUUCGCCGUCAUCGCAUCUGUAAUCUUCAUCGUCUGGACUACGAAAACCUUCACGAUGUCCAAGUGUCAGUCUGACUGGGGCGAGCUGUGGAUCGAUGAUGCCUUCUGGCGUUUCCUGUUCUCUAUGAUCCUAAUGGUUAUCAUGUUCCUAUGGCGACCGUCGGCCAACAACCAGAGGUAUGCCUUCAGCCCGCUGGUGGAUGAAGAGAGUGAUGAAGAGGAGCAGGAGGCCAUGCUAAACGAGAACUUUGACGGCAUGAAGAUGAGGGGAGCCAAGCCCGAAUCAAACGGCUCCAAACUCAACAAGGUGGACGAGGACCUGCGCUGGGUGGAGGAGAACAUUCCAUCGUCGAUGGCGGACGUUGCCCUGCCCCCGCUGCUGGACUCUGAUGAGGAAACCAUGACAACCCAAUUUGAGAUGUCCAAGAUGGAGUAGAGGUGGAGACUUCAGAGAGUGCUCUGACAGUCCAGAGGGGGAUAGAUGAUAGAGGAGGGAUAGAUGAUAGAGGAGGGAUAGAUGAUAGAGGAGGGAUGGAGGAGGGAUAGAUGAUAGAGGAGGGAUGGAGGAGGGAUAGAUGAUAGAGGAGGGAUAGAUGAUAGAGGAGGGAUAGAUGAUAGAGGAGGGAUAGAUGAUAGAGGAGGGAUGGGGGAGGGAUAGAUGAUAGAGGAGGGAUGGAGGAGGGAUAGAUGAUAGAGGAGGGAUGGGGGAGGGAUAGAUGAUAGAGGAGGGAUGGGGGAGAGAGGGAGGAUGGGGGAGAGAGGGAGGGGGGAGACCGCAGGAGGAGGUGUGAUGACGCUGUCCCGCCCAACCUGAGCCCGACUCCUCUGGCUCAGGUGUGUUUGUGUAAAUCAUCACACACACACAAAAAUCAUCACACACACACACACACACACACACACACACACACACACACACACACACACACACACACACACACACACACACACGCGCACACACACACGCCUCCCUUUUCUGUUGUGUUUUCUGUGAAAGCACAGAUUCCUCCAGCUUCAUGCAUCCGUGCCUGUGUUUGUUAUCUGCCCUGUGUGUGUGUGUGUGCCUGUCCUGAGUGUGUGUGUGUGUGUGUGUGUGUGUGUGUGUGUGUGUGUGUGUGUGAGUGUGUGUGUGUUGCCUGCCCUGUUUGUGUGUUGUGUCCUUUUUCGCCCCUUGGUUUUAUUUUGCUUCGGAUUUAUUUUUCUUGCUGUUUGAAUCGUUUUUUACUUGGCCGUGUCAGGCCAAGAGGAACGACAGACCGUUGCACAACGUUUGUACAAUCAUUUGAUCUUGCGUGAAUUGUAAAUAAAGAGGAUUCAUAACAACUAUA
Gadus macrocephalus (Pacific cod) is the source of this 2011-nucleotide messenger RNA. Its product is annotated as transmembrane protein 87A-like. The transcript is spliced from 13 exons. NCBI's taxonomy places the organism in Eukaryota, Metazoa, Chordata, Actinopteri, Gadiformes, Gadidae. The record is from RefSeq and is a predicted model, not a curated record. Gene Ontology annotation, biological process: retrograde transport, endosome to Golgi. Bases 85 to 1122 code for a protein of 345 amino acids. Gene Ontology annotation, cellular component: membrane; Golgi apparatus.